CCCAGGAAACGAAACCCAGGGCAGCUCAGGCUUGGGUCACAGGAGAGAGAGAGACUCCAGCUGUUUCCUUGGCCCCUGGCUCUUCCCGUCUCUGCCCGAGCAUCACAAUGUCGCUCGAAACGCUCGAAACGACCCCAGCCAGGGAUCUGGACAGGUUUAUUGAACGCCACCUCCUGCCGGACACUGAUUUCCGAACGCAGAUCAAGGGAGCCAUUGACAUCAUCUGCAGUUUCCUGAAGGAGAGGUGUUUCCAAGGUCAAGGUCAAGUCCAGAUAUCGAAGGUUGUAAAGGCCGGCUCCUUGGGCAAAGGCACGGCCCUCAGAGACACGUCCGACGCCGACCUCGUGGUCUUCCUCAGCCCCCUCACGAGUUUUCAGGAGCAGUUUCGUCGCCGAGAGGAGUUCAUCCGGGAAAUCAGACGUCAGCUGGAGGCGUGUCAGAGGGAGAGAAGGUUCGCCGUGAACUUCGAGGUCCGGAACCCCGGAGUGCGGAACCCCCGCGCACUGGGCUUCACGCUCAAGAGCCCCUCUCUCCCGGGGGCGGUGGUGGAGUUCGACGUGCUGCCCGCCCACGAUGUGCUGGGUCAGGUGACGGAGCACUACAGACCUUCCCCCAACAUCUAUGUCAAGCUCAUCGAGGAGUGCAAGAUCCUGAAGAAGGAGGGCGAGUUCUCCGCCUGCUUCACGGAGCUGCAGCGAGCCUUCCUGAAACAGCGCCCGGCCAAGCUCAAGAGCCUCGUCCGCCUGGUCAAGCACUGGUACCAGAAGUGUAAGGAGAAGGUUGUAGGUCGCCUGCCGCCUAAGUACGCCCUGGAGCUCCUGACCAUCUACGCUUGGGAGCGUGCAGGCCAGCCUGAGGACUUCAACACAGCGCAGGGCUUUCGGAAGGUCUUGGCAUUAGUCAUGAGACACCGGCGGCUGUGCAUCUACUGGACACAAUAUUAUGACUCUUCACACCCCGUGAUUGGCCCAUACCUGGAGAGGCAGUUCAGGAAACCCAGGCCUGUAAUUCUGGACCCUGCGGACCCUACCAAUAACGUCGGUGGCCAACAUCGAAAAGGCUGGAAGCUGCUGGCGAGAGAGGCUGGGGCCUGGUUGAUGUACCAGUGCUUUCACAAUGGAAAUGGGUCUCCAGUGCGCCCCUGGAACUUGCAGGACUGAGGAGGCAGCGGAGAUGCCUGGGGAACAUCUGCUCUCAAGACACAUCAGCACCCCGACUGCGGACAGCACCCUGGUCCUUCUACAACGGCCUUCCCCGGGCAGAGUGCUCCCUCUCCCCCCCCCCCCCCCCCCCCACGAUGGAGGAGAACAGAACACACACUCACCUGUUGCCUUUCAGAUGCAAACCAGCCAAUCAGAGCCCAGACCCCCGACUCACCCAGGGCAGGUCCCAGACACCUGGGCAGAGCGCACUGGAAUGAUUCAAACGGGCCCAUCCUAGGCCUGCUGACCCGCCUUCCCUUUCCUAUGGGAACUAUCAUAAAGGUUCUUUUUCUUUUUUAGUUAAUCCUCACCCACAGGUAUUUUUCCUAUUGAUUUUUAGAAACAGUGGAAGGGAGGGGAGGGACAGUGAGAGAAACAUCGAUGGGAGAGAGGC
Pipistrellus kuhlii (Kuhl's pipistrelle) is the source of this 1596-nucleotide messenger RNA. Its product is annotated as 2'-5'-oligoadenylate synthase 1-like. Gene Ontology annotation, molecular function: double-stranded RNA binding; 2'-5'-oligoadenylate synthetase activity. The record is from RefSeq and is a predicted model, not a curated record. Gene Ontology annotation, biological process: negative regulation of viral genome replication; defense response to virus; regulation of ribonuclease activity. The coding region runs from base 108 to 1160 and encodes 350 amino acids. Gene Ontology annotation, cellular component: cytosol; nucleoplasm; membrane. The transcript has 6 exons. NCBI's taxonomy places the organism in Eukaryota, Metazoa, Chordata, Mammalia, Chiroptera, Vespertilionidae.